AUGGCCUCAGCGGAGGUGAUACGGAUUAGCGAGUGCAAGGCGGCAGUCGUUGCUAGGCUGCGGAAUCUCGAUGCCGCGGAAUGGGGAAUGCUGUGGGAGAACGCGGCGGCGGCGGACGAGGAGGAGGAAGAGCAAUUGGAGCAUGUCCCGCACAGCGCGCCGUUUUCUCUGUCAAGCCCAAUGACAGGGGCUGCGGGGGCGAUCAGCGCGAGGCGCAGCUGGGCGUGGCGCGAGAAGAUGAGGUCGUUCGGCCGGCAAUUUUUGCCGCGGCGUGGCAGCUGCGACGACCUGAACGUCGCGAUUGCGACGGCUUCUGUAACGCCGGCGAAGCGAGCGAAAUCGUUUCCAGAGUCAAAGGAGCGCGGCAUCGAGAAGGGCCCGAGGGCCGGGCGGUCGCGGCGCGCGGACAGCCGGGGCGUGUGGCGGAGCGUGUACGAGCCGAGGUGGCUGGAAGAGGGGCUGGCGCAAACCUCUGGGGACGAUGAGCGGCGCCCUCACGGCGCGAUUCGCGGCGAGAUGGGAUGGCGGGACGACACGGCGCAGCGCGCGGCGGAUGCAGGGGCUGCCGCGGGCAGGGAGGGCUGUGCGCGCUACCAGCUGCUGCGACACAAUUCUCUUCCCUGUUCGUGCUCGUCGCAGAAGGUUUCGCCGAGCCUACCGCGACGCGCGUCGGCGAUGCAUGGCGAUAGCAGUGCUGAGCGUCCUGCCCGUUCCUUCGCAGGAGCGAAGGAGCAAUUGCCGUCGUCGUCGUCAUCGUCGCAGCACAGGCGCACCCCGUCUUUGCUCGUCAUCCCCCCGUUCCUCCCCUCCUGCCUCCCCUCGCCCUCGCCCGUUUCCGCUCCCUGCCGCACUGCGCCGUCCACGCCGCCUCCCCCCACCCCCGUGCUCCGCGGUGACUCCGCCUCCCCGUCGGAAUGCAGCCCCACCGACGGCUGCAGAAACGGCGACUAUUCACCUGCCGCUUCCGCUGAGAGCAGCGGCGGGAGGCAGAGCAGCGGGGCAAAGCGCGCGGAUGGGCGCAUGUCGCGAAGAAGCCCCGCGGAAGGGUGGACUCUUUCGAGCGGCACGGCAACAGAGGGCGGUCAAGCGGGCGCGAAAUGGCGAUCCGGUGAAAGGGGAUGGCGGCAAAACAUUAUGAAUGCGCUGAGUAGCCCGAGGAAGCACGCGAAGGACGCCACUCACCGCACUUCCCACUCCAGCCUACCGCUUCGAGCAUCGAUUAUGGCGACGCCGCGACUCACGGCGAGGCCGCCGUCUCCGUUCGUCCCGGCGGGCAAGAGUGGCUUGUGCUGCAAGUGCCACGUGGCGCGCGUGUACGCGUUGAUGGUCUUCGUCAGCCUCCUCGCGCUGCUCCUCUUCCUCUUCGUGCCCUGGGCCGCGUCGCACGGCGCCAUCCGUGCGACUGCUGGCGACGCUGUCGCCGUCGCAGAAGCAGGAACGGGGGGUCGUGUGCGAGGGAGGGGCAGGGGUCCGCAGCUCGAGCGCGGGGAAUCGUUGCAUUUUGGGGGAAAUGCGGGGAGUGCGGAGAGCGCAAUGCGCAUGGGCGGAGAGCAGGCGGACGUGAUUCAGGAAAAGGCAGUGACCAUGGCGGACGUUGCUGACGCUGUAGCCAGUAGCGAGGCUGCUUUCAAGGGAGAUGAAGCAUUGGCGGGGAGAACAGGGGCGGCGGAGGAGAUGGAAGAGGGGGCGGAGAGGGGAACCGAUGGGGGAGAGGCGGAGGAAAAGGGGGAAGGAGGGCAGGGAGGGGAGGGCGGGGAAGGAGAGGAGGGAGGAGGAGGGGAAGGAGAGGUGCCGAUGCCGCUGCGGCACACACCCUUCCAUCUCUUCUUGUCACCAGCCCCCUUGCCGCCCCAUGCCAGCACCACUGUGAGCGCCCACCAUACCCACCUCCUCCCUUUCCUCCACGCCCACCCUCCCCCCACACGCUGCCUUCCAUCUCCCCCUUCUCUCCCCACGCCCCGUCAACAGCAACGGUGGCGCUUUGCGGACCGGCUACAGGUGCAGCUGCGGCACGGCAUGCCGGCGGACUGGCAGUUCAACGGCAACUCGCUGCGCCCGCGGGCGCACGGCGACGUGGUGGGGCUCAUGGUGCAGGACGACGGGUGGAUGGAGGGCGGCCAGGGGGAGGGCGGAGAGGGAGGCGGAGGGGGUGGAGAGGGGUCGGUGCAGGUGCCGCAGUUUGUGGAGGGGUUUGGGGUGCACAUAGAGCAGUACGCGGCGGAGUACUGGCUCACGCUCUCCCUGCUCGCCGGCGGGCUGCCCUCCCUGCAGCGCGUGCGGCGGGCUGAAGACGCCCACAUCAUCUUUGUGCCCGCCUUCUCCUCCGCCUUCUACGCCACUCAGAUGAAGACCAAUGAGAGGCGGCGGCGGGCGGGCGACACCAGGAUACCGGAGGAGCAGCACUUGCUGGCAGCCGUCACACAGCACGCGCUGUGGGGAGACAGGGGCGGGCAGGGAGGAGGGGCCAGCCAGGGGGCAAAGGGGCAGCAGGGGGAGGGCGAGCUGCUGGAGAAGGUGCAGGUGGCGGCUGGGGAGGGCUCACCUGGUGGUGGUGGUGGUGGUGGUGACGAGGAGGCGGGCGGCAGCAGCAGACGACGACUGCUGCGGGUGCUGAAAGGGGGACGGAAGGGGAAGGAAGCGGAGGCGGGCGAGCAGGCGCAGAACGCACCAGUGGAGGAUCAGCAGGGACCCGAUGGUGGGGCUGGAGGGGCUGAGAGGGCCGAUGCAGCAGAGAGGUCGCAGAGCGAGGGAGCCAAAAGGGGCCUUGUGUUUCGGCGGCGAGAUUUCCUCAUUCCAGCGGUGCACCCCCAUGCUCUGUCCACGGUGCGGCAUGAGGUGGCAGCAGCGCACAUGCUGAUGGUGGACUUGAGCCAGCCAGCAGAGCAGGUGGCGCAUCUAGACAAGGACGUGCUGGUGCCCUACUCCGCCCUCAUCCCGCCCUUCCUCAAUGACUCACUGCCGGGGGAGACAGAGGGCGGGCAUGGCAGUGCGGGAGGGGCGCAGGCUGUGGCGGCGUGGGGGGCUGCACGGCCCACUUUGAUAUUCUUCAGAGGCACGCUAAACCGGCAACAGGGAGGGGCCAUGCGGGUGCAGCUGGCGCGGCUGCUGGCGAACGUGAGUGGGGCGGACAUAGCAGAGGGGUCGCCACUGCAGGGGGGGGUGCAGGCGGCCACAGCAGGCAUGCGCGCCUCCAAGUUCUGCCUUGUGCCUGAAGGCGACACGGCAUCGUCAUGCCGGCUGUUUGACGCCAUUCUAUCGCACUGCAUCCCGCUGGUCAUCUCCGACUCGCUCGACCUGCCAUUCGAGGAGGCCCUCGACUACACCGCCUUCGCCCUCUUCCUCCCACAGGCCCUUGCCCUCCGCCCCGGAUACGUCGAGGCCUUCCUGCGAAACGUGUCGCACGAGUCAGCUUUCGCCAUGUGGCAGCGGCUCAGAGAGGUGGCACACCACUUUGUCUACUCCACGCCGCCCAAGCCCGGAGGGGCGGAGGACAUGAUCUGGCAGGCUGUAGCACGGCGGUGGGCAGGGGACCACUAUGGGAGGCGCUACAACCGGGAGAACCAGAGGAGGCGGAGGAGGGUGAUGGAGCAGCUGCUGGAGCGAGAAGGGCUCAGCGCUUCUGACAUUGUGGUCAGACCACGUGCCCUGCCACUCAUGUAA
Messenger RNA from Closterium sp. Naga37s-1, 3660 nucleotides. The record is from the annotation of a GenBank genome assembly. Lineage: Eukaryota; Viridiplantae; Streptophyta; Zygnematophyceae; Desmidiales; Closteriaceae.